AUGCAGAAGCUGGCACACGCCAAUGAACAGACCUGGAUCGCGAUUGGCUCUGCGGCCGAGGCCAUGGAGGAUUUCGAGAGGGCUAUUGCCGCCUACGAAUCGGCGCUGCGCCACAAUCCUUACUCGAUGCCGGCCAUGAAUGCCAUUGCGGGCGUCCAUCGUACGAUGGAUCGCUUUGAAAAGGCUGUCGAGUACUUCAAGCGCGUGCUCAACAUCGUGCCCGAGAAUGGCGAGACGUGGGGUGCCAUGGGUCACUGCUACCUCAUGAUGGACGAGCUGCAGAGCGCAUACAUGGCCUAUCAGCAGGCCCUCUACCACCUUCCCAACCCAAAGGAGCCCAAGCUCUGGUACGGCAUCGGUAUCCUCUAUGAUCGCUACGGCAGCCUGGAACAUGCAGAGGAGGCCUUUGCUAGUGUUGUUCGCAUGGACCCCAACUACGAAAAGUCCAACGAAAUCUACUUUCGGCUCGGCAUCAUCUACAAGCAGCAGCAAAAGUACCAGGCCAGCCUCGACUGCUUUCGCUUCAUUCUCAACAACCCUCCGAGGCCCUUGACGGAGAUUGACAUCUGGUUCCAGAUCGGCCAUGUCCAGGAGCACCAGCAUGAGUAUGGGGCAGCAAAGGAAGCCUACGAGCGCGUCCUCGUCGACAAUCCAAACCACGCAAAGGUCCUCCAACAGCUUGGCUGGCUCUAUCACACCAGUGACGCCGGCUUCGAGAACCAAGAGAGGGCGAUUCAGCUGCUGACAAAGAGCCUCGAGAGCGAUGCGAACGAUGCCCAGAGCUGGUACCUCCUCGGGCGAGCCUACAUGUUUGACCAAAAUUACAACAAGGCAUACGAGGCCUACCAGCAGGCCGUGUACCGCGACGGCAAGAACCCCACCUUUUGGUGCUCCAUCGGCGUCCUAUACUAUCAGAUCAACCAGUACCGAGACGCGUUGGAUGCCUACUCGCGCGCAAUCCGCAUCAACCCUUACAUCUCCGAGGUCUGGUACGACCUGGGCAGCCUCUACGAGUCGUGCAACAACCAGCUGUCGGAUGCCAUCGAUGCCUAUGCUCGUGCUGCCGAGCUGGACCCGGACAAUGCUCGAAUUCAGCAGAGAAUCUCGAUGUUGCGAAACGCAGAGGCGACGGGCGAGGCCAUCACGUCUGCCCCCUCGCCUUUGGACCGGUGGCUCGGCCAGUGGUGCACCUGGCGUCUCAGGCAGCAUCGGCUCCUACGGUAG
Messenger RNA from Acaromyces ingoldii, 1224 nucleotides. Its product is annotated as TPR-like protein. The transcript has 4 exons. Lineage: Eukaryota; Fungi; Basidiomycota; Exobasidiomycetes; Exobasidiales; Cryptobasidiaceae. Gene Ontology annotation, molecular function: chromatin DNA binding; RNA polymerase II cis-regulatory region sequence-specific DNA binding; protein binding. Gene Ontology annotation, biological process: regulation of gene expression. Bases 1 to 1224 code for a protein of 407 amino acids. The record is from RefSeq and is a predicted model, not a curated record.